CACAGUGGCAUGAACUCAAGGCCUACUUUUCAGUAAUUGCUGAGAAGGAAAGAAAUUACCAUGCACGCCUUAUUCAUCAAAUGAUUAGUGAUAAGAGGAACUAUACUUGUAUCUUACAUUUGCAUUACCACACAUUCAGAAAUUUGAGUCUGUUAAUGCAUCCUUCCAAGCGACUGAUGCUGAGCCUUUCAAAGUAUUUUCUGAAUUGAAACAGUUGCACAGCUCCACAUUGAAAAGAGUGUAUGAAGAUGAUGGCAAGAAUGUUGCAUAUCCCUUUAGCCAAGUGAAAUAUGGGGAUAAGUUUCUACUUGAAAUUUCGCGAUCAAAGUUACCUGAAGAAGAAAACUCACAGUUGAAACAAAGAUGCUUUGACUUCCUCAUUGAGGCAGAAAGUCAGUUAGAAAAGAGACUGUGUCGAGACACGGACGUUGUUGAAAAUUUAAGGUAUUUUCAACCAAAGAUGUGCCUAAAUCAAAUGCGCAAGACAUUUCCAAGUGUUGCUGGAGCAUUCACUCACCUUAUUCACUCUACAAGCAAUGUCAUAUAUAUGCAACUGGAGCAACAGUAUGACAAGCUUUUCUUGAUUGACUGGAAGAAAGAGUUUUCUAAUGAAGAAAUACCACGUGAAGCAGUAAACUUCUGGACAGUUGUUCAAAAAUUAUGACAAUGCUGCUGGUGAGAAAUGUUUUGCUGAGCUUGCACAGAUCGUUCUGAAUGCACAUGCACUUCCACUGAGUAACGCCUUUGUUAAGAGAAUUUUCUCUCAUGUAACAAACAUUAAAACAAAAGUGAGGAACAGGCUCUCCUUAGAAACUAUGGAAGCUGUUUUGAGAAUCAGCAGUCGUUUUAUAUUGAAGGAAUAUGCUGUAACAAGUUCGAAGUAACAGACAAGAUGUUAAGCAUGUUCAACAGUUUCAUUUACAAGAGCAGCACUGAGCAUCCCGAAGAACCAUCCACCUCAGCUGCAGCAACUUCCAGGGAUCUGGCUGAACAAGACACCCAGGACUUCUAGGAAACCGACAUCCAAGUCUCCUCCAUAUGGGCCAUCAUUUGUGGCCUCAUGUGGACUGGGACAUCAGCUGGCAAGUUGGCAACCCUGGGCAGCUGACCUUUGGGCUGUGGUGGCUGCACGUCACGGACGUCAGUCACGUCACCGUCAACCGCUGGUCACCACUCAUCCCUCACCAGCAGCAGGGUAGUGUUAUGGUCCAGGGGAUCAUCGCAGCCCACAAGAGGAAGAACUCUAUAGGUGGACCGCCCACAGCUUAUUUGACACAACGCAGGGUUGUGGUGGAGUGGUGCCCCGCCAAGGUUUGCCGGAGUGUGCUUAGCUGUGCCAUUUCAACGUCAACACACAUUACUGGAGCUAGCCAGGGACUGUGCUGUGGUGUGGGAUCACCGCGACCUUCAAUGAAAGCCCAGGCCAGAGGCCAGGCACCAACCACUCCUGCCGGCUACCCCGAGGGUUCCUGCAGGACCAGCCGUGGCGUGUGCUGCCGAUAGCAUUGCUGCAGUGGACGGGUGAGGUCAGCCAACAGCAUGAGUGAGCAGCAGCAGCAGCAGUCUGCCUCAGGUGUGGGGAGGCACAGGUGCGGUGGCAACAACCAUCUGGAAGCAGGCAGCUCUGUCCACAGAGGAGAGGGCAACUUUGGGUGUCAGCAGUGUGCUAAAACUUUUAGAAGCAAACACGAGCUGAAACGACACACCUUGACACACAGGGGUGCUAGGAAUUAUGAAUGUGCAGAAUGUGGAAAGAAAUUUCCUACUAAGUCUCAUCUCUCCUCACACAUCCUGAUACACAGUGGUGUUAAGAAUUAUGAGUGUUUAGAAUGUGGAAAAAAGUUCACCCAAAAGUGUAACCUCAUCACACACACCCUGAUACACAGUGGUGUUAAGAAUUAUGAGUGUUUAGAAUGUGGAAAGAAAUUCACGUAUAAGUCUAUCCUCACCAAGCACACCCGCAAGCACAGUGGUGUUAAGAAUUAUGAAUGUGGAGAGUGUGGAAAGAAAUUCACAUAUAAGUCUAACCUCAACACACACACCCUGACACACAGUGGUGUUAAGAAUUAUGAGUGUGGAGAGUGUGGAAAGAAAUUCACAUAUAAGUCUAGCCUCACCUCACACACCCUGACACACAGUGGUGUUAAGAAUUAUGAGUGUUUAGAAUGUGGAGAGAAAUUCACCCGAAAGUCUAGCCUCACCAGGCACAACCUAACACACAGUGAUGUUCAGAAUUAUGAAUGUGGAGAAUGUGGAAAGAAAUUCAUAUAUAAGUCUAGCCUCACCUCACACACCAUGACACACAGUGGUGUUAAGAGUUAUGAGUGUGAAGAAUGUGGAAAGAAAUUUAUCCUGAAGUCUAACCUCACCGCACACACCCUGACACACAGUGGUGUUAAAAAUUAUGAAUGUUUGGAAUGUGGAAAGAAAUUCACCAGAAAGUCUGAUCUGAUCAAACACACCCUGAUGCACAGUGGUGUUAAGAAUUAUGAAUGUGAAGAAUGUGGCAAAAGAUUUUUCACCAUUUCUCAGCUUGAUAAACAUGCCUUCAGACACAUUGGCUUGUGGGAGUUCAAAUGUGAUGUUUGUGGGAAGUGUUUUAAGACAAAGAGUAAAAUUGCCAGGCAUGUGAUAAUCCACUUUUGAGGUGGUGUGUUGUGUGGACCUGUGGGGUGACAACUGUGCCUGUGGGAGUGUGUGGUGGUGCAUUACCAGUUCCCCAGAGUUCCCUCUCCCUUCCCCCUCUGGCGAGAUGCAGUACCAGUCCCCAGAGUUCCUUAUCUCUACUCCUGGCAAGAUGUAGUACCAGUCCCCAGAGUUCCACUCCUAUUCUUCCUUCCCGAGCUGCAGGCCGGACCUGCCUGACUGAUGCUGCCACUCACACCCUGUCUGAAGGCACUGUGUGUUGUCUCACCCCUAUCUUGCCCAUUGCAUCAUCGCUGGGAGCAGAGGGGAACAAAGAGAAAUGCUUCUCUGGGCUGCUGGGCCCAUGCCCUGGCUGUGAAGUCGUCGGCGUCACAUGCAGCUUCCUUAAUUUUCUUCAUUUAUAUAUUACUGGGACAAAAAUUUUAUUUCUUAAUUGAUAAAACUCAAAGUUGAAGAUUUUUCUAAGUUAUGGACUUCAAGAAACCAUGAACAUAUGCUCCCUGAGUUUAUUUUUGUAAUUUAGAAUUCAGAAGUUGAUAUGAGAUUGUCUCUUGCCACCAAAACAAUAAUGAACCAAUCCUUAGCUUGAGUAGUGUAGAUGUUUUUGGCAUCAUGGAGACCUAACGAUGUCAACAAAUAGACAGUGGCCUCCUUGAGCUUUUAAAGGCAAGUCAUCCAUUUAUGGCAAGACAGCUUAGGGACAUGGUGAUGAAAGCACUGCAGCUCCCUCAGGUUACUUCGAUUUUGGGCAUAAAUUUUUCUUUUCUCACAAAGAAAAUUGAAUUACAUUUUGUAAAGCAUUAACGUUUGUAGAGGUGAGGUUAAAUAUGUGUUAAGGUUGUGCUAUAUUAGUCUCCAAAAAUUAGAUAGCUUUGAUACACUAGGCAAAUAUAUUUUGCCCUAUGAAAUAAUGUUCGUCAUAUAAACUUAAGUAACCACCAUUGAAAUAAGAGGAAAAUACUGGCAGGAAUGAAAAUAAUAGUUGGUACAUUAUAAUGUAAUGUUUUGGAACGACCACUCGGUACCACAAAAGAUGCUGAAUUAAACUAGCCGGUGAACACUGUAAACACUUGCGACUUUUAUUCAAUAAGGACUUUAAUGAGACACCAUACACAUUUGUUCUAUGUACUUUGUAGCUCUUGGAAUCUUCCACUGCAAAUAUUGCAGUUUUGAUAUUUUUGUUUAAUUUAUAAAUCUAAACCUCAGGAAGAUCUUGAGAGUACAGGCAACCCCCGUUUAAUGAAUGUUCACACAAUGAAAUUUUGCUACAAUGAA
Molecule: messenger RNA, 3921 nt
Organism: Portunus trituberculatus (swimming crab)
Lineage: Eukaryota; Metazoa; Arthropoda; Malacostraca; Decapoda; Portunidae
Product: zinc finger protein OZF-like
Exons: 3
Coding region: 1540-2646 (368 amino acids)
Biological process (GO): regulation of transcription by RNA polymerase II
Molecular function (GO): RNA polymerase II cis-regulatory region sequence-specific DNA binding; DNA-binding transcription factor activity
Source: RefSeq, a predicted model, not a curated record